Messenger RNA from Canis lupus familiaris (dog), 2809 nucleotides. It is a transcript of the gene FCRL6, whose product is annotated as Fc receptor like 6. Lineage: Eukaryota; Metazoa; Chordata; Mammalia; Carnivora; Canidae. Bases 855 to 1466 code for a protein of 203 amino acids. The transcript is spliced from 5 exons. The record is from RefSeq and is a predicted model, not a curated record.
CGGGGAGCAAAGCAGAGGCCUGGCUCUGGCCCGACAGGAAGGCCUGGGGGACAGGGAGGCCCAAGGCUGAGAGACAGAGGGAGACAACGGGCCGGUGGGACGCGAGGCUCCGGGCGACCCCGUUCCUGUGUCUCCCAGUCUGGCUGCACCUCCGAGCCUGGCCAGACCCUGUGUUCGAGGGAGACGCCCUGACUCUGCAGUGCCAGGGGUGGAGGAACACAGACGUGUUCCAGGUGGGAGUUCUACAGAGACAGAAAGGCGCUCGGAGCCCCCAGGGACUCGUGGGUCCUGCCCAUGGGCACGGCAGCCCUGGAGAGCAGCAGCCAGUACAGCUGCAGUGGGAGGAUGGCCCACAUCCCACACCUAGGCACGCAGAGGUCGGAGAUGACCACGGUUCAAGUCCAAGGACGGCCGCACCUUGCGGGACAGGGACCCCCGGCAAGAGCUCCACCUCCCAGAAGCCCGGGAGGGAGAUUCUGGGCUUUACUGGUGCCAGGCCACCCCCGAGGGCAGCAGCGUCCAGAAACAGAGCCCCCGGCUGGAGGUCAGGGUGCUGGGUGAGUGGGGAAGGAGGGGGACACUGCCCGGGAUCUGCCUUCAGGUAAUGGGACCCCUGAGCCUUGGGGGGGGGAUCCCCAGGGCAGGAGGGGGCUCAGGCUCCAGUAGCUGAUGCCCAGAUCCCUGGGGAGUGUCGCUGACGUCCACCCCGUGUGCCCCCAGCCCCUGUGUCCCAGCCUCUGCUCACCCUGAGCCCCGGGCCCACUGGCCUGGCCGUGGGGGACGUGGUACAGCUCUUCUGUGUGGCCCUCAAGGGCUCCCCUCCCAUCCUGUACUCAUUUUACCUGGACGGGAAGAUGCUGGGGAGCCCCCAGGCUCCGCGUGGUAGGACCGCCUCCUUCUCCUUCACCGUGAUGUCAGCGCGGGAUGCCGGGAGCUACUUCUGCCAGGCCCAGAACAACGUCUCCAAAGAGACGAGUGAGCCCAAGACGUUCUCCCUGGACGGGCCGCCUCCGACCCAGGAUCCGCCCCCAGCCCCAGCCGGAGAGCAGCACGCGGUGUAUGGCAACGUCACUUGGCAGGAUGAGGAUGAAGAAGCUGAUACGUAUCCUUCAGACCUCGCAGUCCUAAGGGAGCCUGAGGCCCGGCCUGCCGAGCCAGCCUCGAGGACCUGGGUGACUUGGAGCCCGGCUCGCCCCUCACCGUCCGUGUUACAUCCGCCUCCUCUUCCUGACCUGACUGUCCCACAGGGCAUGUCUGUCAUCUACACCGAGGUGAGAUGCUCCCGGCUUGCUGACGUUCCAGCCACAAGGCCCAAGACAAGAAGCAGGACCCACGAAGCACCCCCCACCCUGGGAACUUCGAGGAAGCCCUGUACUACUGAUGGCACCGCCCCAGCACCACCCACCGUGGCCUCCAGCGCUCCCCAGGGGGCCAGCGGGGACCCCAACCCCUCUGCAAGUCCCUGACCCCUGAGCCCAGCAGCGAGGGAGCCCGGCGUCCUGGUGGGGUCCCCAGGAGGCUCAAGGAACCCCUCGGUGAACCCCGGGAGCAAGAACAGGAACACCAGGCAGGGCUUCAAGCAGGGGACAGGCCACGGAGGCCACCGAUGUCUUCCUGCGGGAGUGGAGGGGGGGAGGGCCUUCCCUCUACGCACCUGUCGGUGGCCCUCAGGUCUGGGCAAGGGCCUGGCCUCACCCCGACGGAGAGAGCGUUAGUCUGUGCACCCCGCGGGGCCGGCCCGGCCGCUCCGGGAAAGCAUUUCCUACUGGCAAGCUGUCGCUGAGGCCCCUGAGUGGCCAGGGGGUGCAGGACCCAGGGAGUCCAGGAGUUGGGGGAAACGACCCAGCCCGGUGGCAUCUCGGGAUUCUCAACCAGAGCCAGAGCCCCCCGGGGACCCCGAACCCUGCCUUCCACGCGUCCCACUUCUGUUCAGACCCCCUUCCGGGCUCCCAGGUUCAUGGGACUGAGGUUGCCCCAAACCCCCAAACUGCAGUCACCCCUCAAGUGCUCACAUCUGAGCCGUAGACUCUAUCCCUUGAGAGGAGUGGAUGGGUCUGUUUCCUGCUACGCCCCGGUCCCGGUCGCCGUGGGGCCUGAUGGCUGGUUUGCUUUGGCUCGUGGGGUCCACAGUCCUUGACGCGAGAGGUGGGGGCUAGUGACCAGGGGAUGAGCCCUGGACGCCCUCCGGCCCCAGUCCCGCCCCCAGCCCCCUCUCCGGGGAAGAAGCCACCCCACCCACCCCCUGGCCUCCCCGUUGAACGGACUGUUCAUCCUUGAGCUUCCUGAGGGACGCCCCCACCGCCGAGUCCCAGUCUCCACUUACAUAGGACGGCGGCGGUCCGUGCGCACAUCAAAGUCUGCAAGGCCCGGUCUGCCUCCGAAAGGCACUUCGUGGAACAGAGUCCCCAAAAGCCUGGACUUUGGGAUAAGAUGUCACCGGAUAAGACAGAGGAGCGGCUGGGACUGGGACGCGAGCCUUCUCCUCCUUCGCAGCCCCCACCGGCCUUGCCCUGGCCCAGCCUCUCCCACCCGCUUGCUCCCGCGCCUCCUCGCUGGGCCCUCCCUGUGGCCGCUCUGACCUCCGACCUCCGCCAGGCUGGGAGCCAGCGCCGGGCCUUCUAGAAGCGAGUCCUCCCGGUCCAUCAGGAGACGCCCUCCCCCACCCCAGGCUGUGAGGAGUCAAGGCACCUUCCGGACAGGAGAGGCGGCCCCCCAGCCGUCCCGGGGCCCCUCCCUGAGCUCGGGCACCUGCCGGGAGUGACCCCCGGAUGCUGGCUACGGGCGGGAGCAGAACCGACCACCAGCCAGC